AUGUACACAUCACGGGUUAUGUUAGCAGCACGUCUUUAUGGCAGUCGCGCCUUCUCAACCAGCGUGCGUAGCCGUGUAAAGAUAAUUGGGUCGGACGAGGCAUACUCGCAAAUAAUCACGGAAGGAACGGGACGCAAGGCGAUUGUUUACUUCACUGCCAAUUGGUGUCCACCAUGCAAGAUGAUUGGCCCUAUCUACGAUGAGCUGAGUGCCAUGUACAAUGACAUUGACUUUGCUAAGAUAGACGUCGAUGCGCUAAACGACACCACCUCCAAAGCCGGCGUGCGCUCAAUGCCCACGUUUUUUUGCUUCAAUGAUGGCAGGUUCCAGCAAUCUCUCUCGUUUUCUGGUGCAGACGAAAGUCUUUUGCGUAACAAUGUUAAGCAGCUGAACGAUCUGUAG
Plasmopara halstedii is the source of this 402-nucleotide messenger RNA. RefSeq names its product zz-type zinc finger-containing protein. NCBI's taxonomy places the organism in Eukaryota, Oomycota, Peronosporomycetes, Peronosporales, Peronosporaceae. The transcript is spliced from 5 exons. The coding region runs from base 1 to 402 and encodes 133 amino acids. The record is from RefSeq and is a predicted model, not a curated record.